Molecule: messenger RNA, 3176 nt
Organism: Helianthus annuus (common sunflower)
Lineage: Eukaryota; Viridiplantae; Streptophyta; Magnoliopsida; Asterales; Asteraceae
Product: protein RRC1
Exons: 18
Coding region: 161-2914 (917 amino acids)
Biological process (GO): RNA processing
Cellular component (GO): nucleus
Molecular function (GO): RNA binding
Source: RefSeq, a predicted model, not a curated record
CCAUAUUCAACCAAGAAGGCCCAAUAUAGCCUCGAUCACCUGGGCUUUUACAAGUCCACUUCUCAGCUGACCAAAAAACAUCCACCACCGCCGGCCACCGUUUCCACCACCAGUUUUCGUCACUGAUUGAAGAUCACGAUAAAGGUUUUUUGACGGAACGAUGAGUUCCUUUUCAAUUACGCGGAAGAAGACACCUUUUCAAAAGCACCGCGAAGAAGAAGAGGCAAAGAAAAAGAGGGCGGAGGAUGAAACAGCUCGUUUGUAUGCUGAGUUUCUGGAGUCAUUUCAAGGAGAUACUGCCGGGUUAAAAACUUUUGUUCGAGGAGGAACGGUUAACGAUGAAAAAGUGAAACCUGAUACAGGUGGAAAUUCCAAAGAAGUAUCCGGUUCAAAGAAGGGGAGUAGGUAUGUUCCUUCUUUCAUACCCCCUCCUAUGGCAACCAAGGGUAAAGAACAUGAGAGGCAGAAAGAUGAAGAGAGGCCAAAGGAGAAAGCCAAAGGGAAGGCUAGGAAUAUAGACUUUUUUAUGGAGGAAUUAAAACACGAACAGGAAAUGAGAGAAAAACGAAUGCAGGAACGUGAACAAUGGCAAGACGGGCGUAGUGCUACUGCAAAUCUAUCUAGUCGGUUUGAUGAGUUGCCAGAUGAAUUUGAUCCAACUGGGAAACUUGGUUUCUUUGAUGAUGGAGAUCCUCAGACAACCAAUCUUUAUGUUGGGAAUCUUGCGCCUCAGGUAGAUGAAAAUUUUCUCCUGCGAACGUUUGGAAGAUUUGGACCCAUUGCUAGUGUGAAGAUAAUGUGGCCAAGGACAGAAGAGGAGCGCAAGCGCCAAAAGAACUGCGGUUUUGUGGCUUUUAUGAACCGUGCUGAUGGACAAGCUGCAAAAGAUGAAAUGCAAGGGGUUGUUGUUUAUGAUUACGAAUUGAAUAUUGGGUGGGGUAAAUCCGUUUCCCUUCCUUCUCAAUCGCUCCCCGCUCCGCCUCCAGGACAAAUGGCUAUCAGGAGUAAGGAGGGUGCCACUGUGAUCCUAUCUGGUCCAUCAGGUCCUCCAGUUACUUCUGUUCCAAGCCAGAACUCUGAGCUGGUUCUUACUCCCAAUGUGCCGGAUAUAACUGUUGUUCUGCUUGAUGAUGUCCGUCUUCGCAAAGUGAUUGAUACAAUGGCUCUUUAUGUUCUUGAUGGUGGCUGUGCUUUUGAGCAAGCUAUAAUGGAAAGGGUUCGUGGAAACCCUCUUUUUAGUUUCUUGUUUGAACUCGGAUCUAAGGAGCAUACCUACUAUGUUUGGAGGCUGUAUUCUUUUGCUCAGGGUGAUACUUUGCAGAGGUGGCGAACUGAACCUUUUAUCAUGAUAACCGGUAGUGGACGAUGGGUCCCACCUGCUUUGCCAAUGGCUAAGAGCCCAGAGAAUGAGGAGACUGGGGCCACCUUUGCUGCUGGAAGAAGCAGGCGUGUGGAGGCUGAGCGCACGCUAACUGAUGCACAAAGAGAUGAGUUUGAAGACAUGCUUCGUGCCUUGACAUUAGAAAGAAUCCAAAUCAAGGAAGCAAUGGGUUUCGCAUUAGAUAAUGCUGAUGCUGCUGGAGAGAUAGUUGAAGUUUUGACCGAGUCUUUGACUCUUAAAGAAACACCAAUACCUACUAAAGUUGCAAGGCUCAUGCUUGUCUCGGACAUUCUUCACAAUAGUAGUGCUCCUGUAAAGAAUGCGUCUGCUUACCGCACCAAAUUCGAAGCAAAUCUGCCUGAUAUACUUGAAAGCUUUAAUGAUUUAUAUCGGAGUAUCACAGGCAGAAUCACCGCUGAGGCCCUAAAGGAACGGGUUCUGAAAGUUCUUCAAGUAUGGGCUGACUGGUUCUUAUUUUCGGAUGCAUACGUAAACGGGUUACGCUCAACAUUUCUCAGGUCCGGUAACUCUGGAGUUGUAUCCUUCCACUCCAUUUCAUCAGAAACCGAAGACAAGUCUAACUAUGACAACACUGAAGAUGUCGGAAAGACCAAUCCCGAUGCAGCAUUGGCAAUCGGCAAGAGCGCAGCCACGAAAGAGUUGAUGGGUCUCCCUCUCGCUGAGCUGGAAAGGCGGUGCCGCCAUAAUGGAUUAUCUUUAGUUGGCGGCAGAGAAACGAUGGUCGCACGGUUGCUCCAUCUCGAAGAGUCGGAAAAACAGAGGGGUUAUGAGCUCAAUGACAGUUUGAAAUACAAUAAUCCGAGAGAGAGUAAUGUCGAUACCGGGCCUGUGGGAUUUUCGGGAAGGCAUCACCACGUGGAGAGAGUAGAGUCUGCAUCUUUACCGUCAAAGAUUCCGAUCCCGCAACCUGAGUUAAAAGUUAUUUCUAAUAAAGUCAAAUCGGAUUCGGUAUUGCCUGCCUCUAAGUGGGCCCGAGAAGAUGAUGAAAGUGAUGAUGAACAAAAAAGUACUAAAGAUCUUGCGUUGGGUUAUUCGUCUUCUGGAAGCGAGAAUGCUGGUGGUGGUGAAGGUAACGCUGAGGUGACAGAUCAUUCGAGCAUUCUCACAAGUUCUGAUAGCGGGCUCAAUGAAGAGAAGAGACACAAGUUGAGGCAGAUUGAGGUGGCUUUGAUAGAAUAUCGUGAAUCCCUUGAAGAGCGAGGAAUAAAGAAAGAAGAAAUUGAAAAGAAAGUGGUGGCACAUCAGAAGCAGUUGCAGUAUAAAUAUGGCUUAAUGGAUGGUGGUGAAGACGCAUCACACAAAAGGACAUCGUCCACAGAGAGAAGGGAGAAAAGAGAGGAUUCACGUGAAUCUUCUAGAAAGCGCCCAAGAAGUCAUCGUGACAGUGAAAGCCCACAGAGGAAAUCAUCAAGUAGAGAGCGGGAGAAGGGUAGAGCUUAUGAGCCACAAACUGAAAGAGACCAUGAUAGAGAUAAACGUAGAGACAGAGACCGGGACAGUAGGAGAAGAUAAAAUUGUAGGUUGUUCAUGCUUUAGCUUGUGCAAUCUGGCUUUUUUGUUUCAAAAUCUGACACGAUUGCCUGUAGUGUUGGACGUUAUGUGGGGGAAAGUAUGGGGUGUAUGUAAUCUUGAUCAUAUGGUAGGUCAACAGGUCAUAUUUGCUGUAAACGACAUGAUAACCUUUUUGCAUACUGUUGUGAAUCUGAUUGGUUUGUUGUGCGAAGGAGACGAUUGUUUUGAAUCGUGUAGACAAGCAUAGGAGGUUUCUUUCUCA